CGCACGCGCAGUGCGGGCGGGGGCGCGCGGGGCGCGGGGCCGCGGUUUAAAGGGGCCGCGGCGCGGGGAGCCCGGAACGCCCCGGGACCCCCGGGACCCCCGGGACCCCCCGGGACCCCCCGAGCUCCCCGGGACCCCCCGGGACCCCCCCGACCCCGCCAUGGUCUGCGGAGGCUUCGCCUGUUCGCGCAACGCGCUCUGCGCCCUCAACGUGGUUUAUGUGCUGGUGGGGGUGCUGCUGGUGGCCGUGGCGGGCUGGGCGCGGGGCCUGGCCGGGGGCUCCAGCCCCCCCCUGCUCGGAGGAGCCUUCGCCGUCGGAGUCUUCCUCCUGCUGAUCGCGGGGCUGGGGCUGCUCGGGGCCCUGCGGCACCACCAGGUCCUGCUCUUCUUCUACGUGCUGAUCCUGGGCCUGGUGUUCCUGUGCCAGCUGGGCGUGUCCUGCGCCUGCCUCGCCCUGGGCCGCGACGCUCAGGAGCGGCUGCUGCACUCGGCCUGGCCCCUGCUGAGCGGGGGGGCGCGGGGGGAGCUGCAGCGCAGGCUGGGCUGCUGCGGUUUGGGGGAGCCCCCCGGGACCCCCCCGCCGGUCAGCCCCCCCCCCGGGAGCCCCCCCGGGCUGGAGCCCCCCUGGGAACCCCCAAACUGCCCCGCUAGGUGCCAGUUCCCCCCGGGGGGAGCCCCCCCGUGCCCCCCCUGCGCCCCCCAACUGCUGCAGCACUCGGACCAGGCCCUCAAGAUCCUGGGGGGGGUCGGGCUGUUCUUCAGCUUCACCGAGGUUUUGGGGGUCUGGCUCGCCCUCCGCUUCCGGAACCAGCGCGACCCCCGCGCCAACCCCGGGGCCUUCCUAUAGCGGGGGGGCCCGGGGGGGGCACAGCUCCUCUGGGGAGGGGUCCCGGCCCUGAGGGGUCCCCAAAUGCUGACAGCUGCCCCCCCGCAGCCGCAUGAAGCACUGGGGACAAGGACACCCCCCCACCCAAAUCAUGGGGUGACCCCCCCCCCACCGGCAGGGCUGUGACCCCCCCCCCCCCACAGCAGGAGGGGCCUGGGGCAGAGCCCCCCCCCCCCCAUCUCAGUCUGAGCUCUCCAAACUGGUUUGUACUGGUCGUUCAGACACCCCCAGCCCCCACGGUGUGUCCUCCCCCCCCCCUGCCCGGGGGGGUCACGGUCACCCCCACACUGGGGAGGGGCACACGGGGCAGGACCCCCCCCCCAACAGCGACUCCCCCUCCUCCCAGUCUGACCCCUCCCAAACUGGGGGGUGCCCCUCCCCCAUACACUCCCCCCUUGGGGGCUGGGGGGGAGGGUGCUGAGGGGGGGGGUCACAACCUCCCCAAAUCCAGCAGGGCCCCCCCCCAUCCCAGCACCCUGAACUGGUCUGUACUGGUUUACACCAUGACUGGGACCAGUGACCCCCCCAGUGUGUGUGUCCCCCCCCCACCCCCAGACCCAAUGUGGGGGGGGGAGGGAGCAGGGGGACACCACCCCCCCCCCCGCUGCCACCACGGGGGGGUCACGGUGUCCCCUCCCAAUAAACACACCACCCUGA
Molecule: messenger RNA, 1543 nt
Organism: Vidua chalybeata
Lineage: Eukaryota; Metazoa; Chordata; Aves; Passeriformes; Viduidae
Gene: TSPAN31
Product: tetraspanin 31
Exons: 6
Coding region: 161-847 (228 amino acids)
Cellular component (GO): membrane
Source: RefSeq, a predicted model, not a curated record